This is a messenger RNA of Huiozyma naganishii CBS 8797, 954 nucleotides long. RefSeq names its product putative dimethyladenosine transferase (gene DIM1). The transcript has a single exon. Gene Ontology annotation, biological process: rRNA methylation. NCBI's taxonomy places the organism in Eukaryota, Fungi, Ascomycota, Saccharomycetes, Saccharomycetales, Saccharomycetaceae. Gene Ontology annotation, molecular function: rRNA (adenine-N6,N6-)-dimethyltransferase activity. Bases 1 to 954 code for a protein of 317 amino acids. Gene Ontology annotation, cellular component: mitochondrial matrix. The record is from RefSeq and is a predicted model, not a curated record.
AUGCCUAAAGCUGAGAAGAAGAAAUACGGUGGAUCAACGACGAAGAAGCAGGUCGCUGCAGAGAAGCAUUUGAGCUCGGUGUUCAAGUUUAACACCGAUCUCGGUCAGCAUAUCUUGAAGAACCCGCUGGUGGCCCAAGGUAUCGUUGACAAGGCGCAUAUCAAACCUUCGGAUAUUGUCCUAGAAGUUGGUCCCGGUACUGGUAAUUUAACGGUGAGGAUUUUAGAGAAGGCGAAGAAAGUUGUCGCUGUCGAAAUGGACCCUAGAAUGGCUGCUGAACUGACAAAGAGAGUCCAUGGGACACCGGCGGAGAAGAAACUGGAUAUCAUGCUUGGUGAUUUCAUGAAAACAGAGUUACCGUACUUUGAUAUUUGCAUCAGUAAUACCCCCUACCAGAUCUCUUCGCCGCUCGUUUUCAAGCUGAUCAACCAACCAAGACCGCCCCGGGUGUCCAUUCUUAUGUUUCAAAGGGAAUUUGCAAUGCGGCUGCUGGCCAGACCAGGGGACUCGUUGUACUGUAGAUUGUCGGCUAACGUCCAGAUGUGGGCUAACGUGACGCACAUUAUGAAGGUCGGCAGAAACAACUUUAGGCCUCCACCGCAAGUGGAAUCUAGUGUUGUACGGAUAGAGAUCAAGAACCCAAGACCCCAGGUGGACUUCAACGAGUGGGAUGGGCUUUUGAGAAUAGUGUUCGUCAGAAAGAAUAGAACCAUCUCCGCAGGCUUCAAAUCCACCACUGUUUUGGAGAUCCUGGAGAAAAACUAUAAAGCGUAUUUGGCGAUGAACAACGAGAUGGUUGAGGAUGACAGUAACUUGUUGGACACAGUGAAGCAGAAAAUCGAAACGGUAUUGAGGGAAACAGAGUUGAACGAUAAAAGAGCAGGGAAGUGUGAUCAAAAUGAUUUCUUGAAACUGCUGUAUUCCUUCCAUCAGGUCGGGAUACAUUUUUCGUGA